Messenger RNA from Cheilinus undulatus (humphead wrasse), 3259 nucleotides. RefSeq names its product amyloid beta (A4) precursor protein-binding, family B, member 1 interacting protein (gene apbb1ip). Bases 398 to 2458 code for a protein of 686 amino acids. Gene Ontology annotation, cellular component: cytosol; plasma membrane. The record is from RefSeq and is a predicted model, not a curated record. NCBI's taxonomy places the organism in Eukaryota, Metazoa, Chordata, Actinopteri, Labriformes, Labridae. Gene Ontology annotation, biological process: signal transduction. The transcript is spliced from 14 exons.
AUCAUCUAUCUGAUCCGAAGUCCCACCAAACUCGACCGAAGCCCUCUCAUCUCGGUCCAGGUUUCAGCGGCUUUGAAAGGGUUCCAGUACAGUGCAGAUAAGGUGGCUGUUAACGGGGGAGAGGACGGCCCUGCUCUGCCUCGACAGGACUGUUGUGAAAGUGUCGAGGUCUUCUGGGCAGGAAUGUAGUGACAGGUCUGGACCUGAACUUCCGCAUUAAGCAGGAAGAAGUCAAGAGUCAGAGGCAGAUGCAAUCAACACACCCAAAUGUGCCUGUGUGUAACUGCCUCUCUGUGGUGAGCGUUGUUAGAGAAUAAUAUUUUGAGGUGGAGCUGGUGUCCAUGAAGCUGUUAUCUUGAAACUAACGGGUGAAAAAAGGAUUAACACAUUUGAAAAGAUGGACGACAUAGACGCCAUGUUCAGUGAAAUGCUGGGGGAGAUGGACCUCCUGACACAGUCUCUAGACUCGAGUCUGGGUCCAGAAACACUCCCUCCUGAGCCCCUCCCCAGCACCAACAAAGAAGUCAACUACUCCUUUGGUUUCACAGACCUCAAUGCGUCCCUCCAUGAACUGGAAGACAACGAUCUGGAUGCUCUCAUGGCCGAUUUGGUGGCCGACCUCAGCGCGACGGAAGAGAAACUUGCAGCACAGAUAGAAGAUCUGAAGAUGCCAUCGCCGCCCCCGUCAGACCUGCCGGCACCACCUGUGGGCCUGAGCACCCACCCUACUUCCUCCAUCGCUUCCCCGACAUCACCAGCGAGCAGCACAAGCAGCAAUGUUAGCACCCCGGCCUCCUCCUCUACUUCCCCCUUACCACCACCUCCUCCUCAGGCUGCAAAGCCUACAAUGGAGGAAAUCGAGGCGCAGAUGAAAGCAGACAAAAUCAAGCUGGCUCUUGAGAAGCUCAAAGAAGCCAAAGUGAAAAAGUUGGUGGUGAAGGUGCUGUUAAAUGACGGCAGCACGAAGACGCUGAUGGUGGACGAGAGGCAGAGCGUGAGGGAGGUUCUGGAUAAUCUGUUUGAGAAGACUCACUGUGACUGCAACGUAGACUGGAGCCUGUGUGAGACCAACCCUGAGCUGAAUCUUGAACGGACGUUUGAAGACCACGAGAACCUCGUGGAGCCUCUGUUAGCAUGGACGAGAGACAGCGAGAACAAAAUCCUCUUCCAGGAGCGACCAGGAAAAAACGAGGUUUUCAAAAACCCACAGAACUUUUAUCUUUGGAAGAAAGACAAGAGAGCGCUCAAAGAAAUCAAAGACAGGGACAAGGAGUUACUAGUACAGGAGAACUUCUGCGGGACCUCUAUCAUCGUGCCCGAUCUUGAGGCCGUGCUGUACCUCAAAGAAGACGGCAAGAAGUCCUGGAAGCAGCGGCUCUUCCAGCUGAGGGCCUCGGGAAUUUAUUAUGUGCCCAAAGGGAAGACAAAGUCAUCCCGUGACCUCGUCUGCUUCAUACAGUUUGACAACGUUAACGUCUACUACGGCAAAGACUUCAAGAGCAAAUACAAAGCACCCACUGACUUCUGCUUUGUCCUGAAGCAUCCUCAGAUCCAGAAAGAGUCUCAGUACAUCAAGUACCUGUGCUGUGACGACGCCUGGACCAUGAACCUCUGGGUGACAGGAAUACGAAUCGCAAAGUACGGUGUGUCGUUGUAUGAAAACUUUAAAGCAGCAGAGAAGAAGGCUGCUAACUCUGUGUGGACGAACCGCACUCCCGUGAGCUCCAACCAGUCAACGCCUUCACCCACCAUCAAAGCUAAGUCACCAAACCAGGCCAAUGGUCACGCUGCAAAGCCCCAACCAGGACCUGAGUCUCAGGACUUUGGAAACAUCCCGCCUCCACCUCCACCUCCACCCCCACCUAUGACUGGAUUUCUCCCCCCACCUCCUCCUGACCCGGUCCUUCCUCCACCACCUCCUCUUCUGGCUGCGAAAAGCCCAAAACCUUCCCCUCCCCAGCGUAACCUGCCUACCAACUUCCCUCCACCCGCAAUGGACAACCUCCCUCCUCCGCCGCCUCCACCCAUGGACGACUCCUUCGAGGACCCGCCAGACUUCCUCCCGCCACCUCCUCCUGCUGCUGGCUUUGGAUCUCUCCCGCCUCCUCCUCCCCCUGUUAACUCCUUCCCUCCACCGCCUCCCUCCGCUGGUUUUGGUGGAAUGGGUCAGUCGCUGCCUCCUCCACCUCCUGAUCCAGGCUUUUUACCACCGCCUCCACCUCAGCCAAUGUUUACAGGAGGUGGAACAAUUCCUCCACCACCUCCUCCACCGCCUCCGCCUACCGCGGCACCGAGAGCUCCAGUUCGACCAACUGGCUCAGUGAAGAAGGCACCUCCAGCUCCGCCAAAGAGGACUACACCAUCGCUCCACGGAGGAGGAGGAGGAGGAGGAGGAGGAGGAGGAGACUUUAUGUCAGAACUGAUGAUGGCCAUGAACAAGAAGAGAGGUACUACUUAGGCCGAGGGAGGACUCUGCACCCACACAACGGACCUUAUCAGCCAUGGCUGUGAUGAAACAAAAAAAUAUCUCCAACAUGAAGUGAGUGGAGAUUAACAGACGUCAUCACUUGAUACACUCAACAUUUUCAAACUGCCUUUUUUAAAAUAAAAAAUCUUUAAUUCAUCAAGUAAAUGAGAUAUGAGUGAUUACGAGUAGUUCUGGUUGUUUUCUCAAGAUCUGGACUUAUCAAGUCAAACCAGACUUAUAGAACAGUGGUUCUCAACCUUGGGGUUGGGACCCCAUUGGGGGCCGUGAGACACUGAGAGGGGGUCUCCAGAUGCCUUAAAAAAAAAUAGAAAUAUUUUUUUCAUUUACACUGUCGCCACUUAACACCAAUUUUGGCAGAUUUCAACCCACUGUCAUCACUCUUUUCCCACCAGUUUUGCCAACUUUAACACAUUUUUACCACUUAAAACCAUUUUUUGGACAGUUUUUAACCCUUUCCACCACUUUUUUUAUGCCUGUUUUUGCUACUUUUAAACCAAAUCUUACCAUUCUCUGCCUAUUGUUGGCUCUGCUGACCCGUUAUUGCCACAAUUAACCCCUCUUUACCAAUUUGUACACCGCAUUUCAUGAUUUAAUAUGCCCAUUUUUGCCAGUUUAAACCAUUUCUGCCUAGUUCUUUCACAGCUAACCCGCAAUUUUGCCACUCUAACACCAUUUUAGCCACUUUUUAAAUUCCCUUUUACCACUUAAUAUCCCAGUUUUUGCCACUUCAACCUAUUUUUCCCACUUUCGGUUAUUUUUUUGCCACUUUUA